This is a messenger RNA of Chara braunii, 1128 nucleotides long. The record is from the annotation of a GenBank genome assembly. NCBI's taxonomy places the organism in Eukaryota, Viridiplantae, Streptophyta, Charophyceae, Charales, Characeae.
UGACGGAUGAUGAAGUCAGAUCUCUACGAAGGCGAUGGGGGAAGGACGACUCUAUUGCAAAGGAGGCAAGAGCAAGUGCGGUGCACGUUCAAUUCCCCCCUGCAAAUGAUGCUGAUAGCGGCGGCAAGGUUGAAUGCACUCAUGCGCAUCACAAAGAUCGCGAGUUGAUUGAGACCAAACUGGUGGGCUGCAACGAAGGAAAGACAGGAUUUUACUCCCCAGGGGUUCUCUGCCUUAUAUGCCAGCUAGGUUUCAUGGUAUUCUUCUGUGUCUGUGUCAUGCAUGUGCAGGUGGCGACGCGCUUUCUGGCAUCCCAUCCAGUCGUCUACUGGUACGGAGCAAUGGUGAUGUGGAAAGGGCGAGGAAUGCGAAGGCAGAACAAGGCUGAGAGCGAAUCAUGUGAGAAGGAGAAGACGGACGACUUUACGGAGGAGGGUCAAUUGACACGAGAUGGCUAUGGCGGGAUCUUUGUCACGUUGUUUGGCGGAGGAGGCGCGGGAGGAGGAGUGGGAGGAGCGGGAGAAGGAGCGAGAGAAGAGCGAGAGGAGUGGGAGAAGGACUGGGAGAAGGAGGAAGAGCAGGGGUGGGAGAAGAAAGCGGUAGGAGGAGCGGGAGGAGGAGCGGGAGGAGGAGGAACGGGAGGUGGAGCCGGAGGAGGAGCGGGAGGUCGAGCGGGAGGAGGAGCGGGAGGUGGAGCGGGAGGUGGAGCAGGAGGGGAAACGGGGAGGGGGUUAGGAGUGGGAGAAGAAGCGGGAGGGGAAACGGGAAGGGGCGGAGGAGGCGCGGGAGGAGGAGCGGGAGAAGGAGCGGGAGUAUAAUCUGUACGAUCUGUGUGCCUCUUCUGAUGCUGCAGGUAGAGAGACAUCAAAUUGACCGUCCAUUUUAUUUUUCGCGAAUGCGAUGUUAGCACACGUUUUUUUUUGUUGGAUUCGUUCGACAAACAGAUCUGUUUCUGGAGACAUAAGCAAAUAACACUUUUUAUUUUUUCUUGGGAGUAACAGGAGGGUGCGGGAGGAGGAGGAGCACGAGGAGGUGCGGGAGAAGGAGCGGGAGGAGGACGGGGAGGAGGAGCAGGAGAAGGAACGGCGGGAAACGGGGAGGGGGAGUUAACAAACGCACCGGAGGCGG